AUGCUCGAAGCUGCGAUGAAGAUUGACUGGAACGAACGCAUCGCCGCAAGGAGCGGCGAGAGGGGUUCGCCGCAAAGCAGUGCUUUAGCGGCGGAAGGUAACUCUCCCUCCUCCUCUUCCAAGUUAUCCUCUCUGACAGAAGAGGAGGAGGGAGAGCUGGCGUUUGCGAUAAUCGAAGAGACUUUUGCUCUUGUCGGAGCAUUCAAUCUCGCGGAUCACGUGCCGUGGUUGAGCUACUGGGACCCGCAGCGCAUAUACGCGCGUAUGCAACGACUGACGCCGCUGCUGCAUGGAUUUCUGCGCGCAUGCAUCGAGGAGAGACGACAGCUGCUGAAAAAAAACAAGAAUCAAAUUCCCAUUCGCGACGCGCCGAGUCCGAGCCAGACGGUAGCUGCGGACGGUACUAGCGGCGAAUCUGGGGAUUUAAGCGCUUUACGUAAUGGGGAUGGGGCGCAUAAGGAGGGGGUGGAGCGGAGCGCACCUGAAGCUGCGCUUGUUGAUGCGUUGUUCCAGAUCGAAGGGGAGGGAGAAGAUGAGAUGGAUAAAGACGAGAUGCUGAUGCUCGCGUUUGAAUUGAUGAUGGCGGGGACUGAUACCACCACGGUGACGCUGGAAUGGGCGCUUGCUGAGCUGGCGCAGCACCCCGACAUGCUGGAAAAGGUCCGUGCUGAGGUGGAUGCAGCGUAUGCCAAGUCAGCAAGUGGAGCCUCCGAAACUGGGGCGGCUGAAGCAGGAGGAACGGAUUUCAUGGUGUCUCUUCCGAUCAACGCCUGGGCCCUCGCGCACGAUUCGACGGUCUGGAUCAACCCGCACCAAUUUGACCCCUCCAGAUUUCUUGGCCCUGAUGCUCCUGACUUGACCGGGCAAAAUUUCAGCCUGCUGACCUUUGGUUCGGGCAGACGCGGAUGCCUUGGGUUGAACUUAGCAAUGGACCUGUCUUCCCGCCUGCUGGCGAAUUUUGUUCGCCGGUUUGACAUUGAGCUGCCCGAAGAUGUGCGGGCAGUUGGAGGAGUGGACUUCACAGAACAUUUUGCGUUAACCACAGUGCUGGCGAAGCCGCUCAGAGUGGUGUUGAGGGAGAGGAAGCGAGUGGCAGGGACGGUGGUGGCUGUUGCUGGUGCGUGA
Messenger RNA from Closterium sp. Naga37s-1, 1125 nucleotides. NCBI's taxonomy places the organism in Eukaryota, Viridiplantae, Streptophyta, Zygnematophyceae, Desmidiales, Closteriaceae. The record is from the annotation of a GenBank genome assembly.